This is a messenger RNA of Sceloporus undulatus (fence lizard), 2659 nucleotides long. Its product is annotated as cholesterol 24-hydroxylase-like. The record is from RefSeq and is a predicted model, not a curated record. The coding region runs from base 858 to 2369 and encodes 503 amino acids. Gene Ontology annotation, biological process: cholesterol catabolic process. The transcript is spliced from 17 exons. Gene Ontology annotation, molecular function: iron ion binding; cholesterol 24-hydroxylase activity; heme binding. NCBI's taxonomy places the organism in Eukaryota, Metazoa, Chordata, Lepidosauria, Squamata, Phrynosomatidae.
UUUGGUGUUUUAAAGGCAUGCAGGCAAACACCACAGCCUAUUUCUGCCAAAUGGCACAUUGGGCUGACCUGCUCAAUUACCUUACACAGAACUUUCAUCUGCAGAAAGUAACAAAUGUAAUUCCUCUGUCAGCAUGGAAAUGAGCAUCAUCACUUUACAGCAUCUGCAAAAUAAGCUGCCAAUAAGGGCAUGGCGAUUAAGUGCAGGCUAUGUGUGGAAUGAAAUUAUUGCUAGAACGAAUUGUACCUCAUUGUACCUCAUUCCCUUUUUAGGCCAUACUUUUCAUACUUCCCAUUUUCUCUUGGACCUCGUUCCUGUAUUGGACAGGUGUUUGCACAAAUGGAAGCUAAAGUGGUGAUGGCCAAGUUUCUACAGAGGUUUGAUUUCCAGCUGGUUCCACCACAGAGCUUUAAAGUUUUGGACACAGAAGCCUGGAAUUUGCAUUUCGGGAGGCUCUAGCACUCUUUGGUGGCGAAGGCAAAAGAUCUUGCAAAGCUACACAUCCCAGGAUUCAAAGAGGAUGGAGCUGCAGCACCUCAAGUGGUGUCAAACUGUGUUAUUUCUACAGUGCAGAUGCACCCUUGUGGUGGAGGCACAUCUCACCCAAUUAAGGUGAUACAUUUCCAUUCCACAAAACCUGAGGCUUUGGAGGAGGAAGAGGUGUUGCAAGGGAGAAGAGAUCUGAUGGCUCCCUAGGUGUGUUGGGGAAAAGGAUGCAUUUUGGUCUUGCCUCAUUCAUAGGGGACUUUUCCUCCUUCCUCUUAUUUAGGCACAGAGGAAACCUGGCUCCUCCCAAGGCUGGAAAGGCUUUCCUUGGGCCAGUGAGGCCUCCAUGAUCAGCUGUUCUUCUGUCCAGCAUGGAAGCACUGGAGCUGAUCUGGGUUUUGCUGCGUUUACUGCUGGCUGGGGCCCUCCUGGCUUUGGGGCUCUAUUGCUGCUACAUCAAAUGGGUGCAUCUGAGAUAUGAUCACAUCCCCAGUGCCCCAAGAGCCAGCUUUUUAUUUGGUCAUCUUCCAAUCUUUUGGAACAUCUUGAAGAACAAAGAAGUUACACAGGAUCUCUUUCUGCAAUGGGCUGAGGAAUACGGGCCAGUUGUGCGCAUCAACACCUUUCACAGAGUUUCCUUGUUGAUAUUAAGCCCUGAAGGAGUAAAGGAGUUCCUGAUGUUACCACAAUACCCAAAGGAUCGAUCUUUAUAUAAGAAUCUUUCCAAUAUGUUUGGUGUAAGAUUUUUAGGGAACGGAUUGGUAACUGAUCACAAACAUGACCAUUGGCACAAGCAGCGGAAAAUUAUGGAUCCAGCAUUCAGUCGAACUUAUCUGAUUGGCCUUCUCGGAACUUUCAAUGACCAAGCAGAAGAGUUUAUGAAGGAGUUGGAAAAAAAGGCAGAUGGAGAAACCAAAGUGGAUAUGAUGUGUCUUCUGAGACGGGUCACACUGGACAUCAUUGCAAAGGUGGCAUUCGGCCUAGAACUGAACACCUUAUAUGAUGAGGAGACACCUUUUCCACACGCAGUCAACAUGGUCAUGAAAGGGAUAUCUAAUGUGCGCAUUCCAUUAUUCAAGUACAUGCCAAGAAACAGACAAGUUAUAAGUGAGAUUCGGGAAAGCUUGAGGUUGCUACGUCACACUGGGAAGCAGUGUAUUGAGCAGAGGCGCAAGGCCAUCCAGAAUGAAGAAGAGGUUCCCUUGGAUAUUCUCACUCAGAUACUAAAGAAUGCUGCUCAAGAAGGGGACUAUGAUGAAGAAAAUAUGCUGGACAAUUUUGUCGCCUUCUUUGUUGCAGGUCAUGAAACCACUGCUAAUCAGCUGUCUUUUACUGUAAUGGAAUUAGGACGACAACCAGACAUAGUUGCAAAACUUCAGGCAGAAGUGGAUGAAGUCAUUGGUGUGAAGAGAGACAUUGCCUAUGAAGAUCUAGGAAAGCUUAAAUAUUUAUCACAGGUCCUUAAAGAAGUCUUGCGAUUGUACCCACCAGCUCCACACACCAUACGCUGGACAAAAUCAGAAAACAUAAUUGAAGGGGUCAAAAUUCCAGCAAACACCACAUUGAUUUUUAGUACAUACAUCAUGGGACGAAUGGAAAAAUAUUUCAAGGAUGCACUCACCUUCAAUCCUGACCGAUUUGGCAAAAAUCAACCAAAGCCAUACUUUUCCUAUUUCCCAUUUUCUCUUGGACCUCGUUCCUGUAUUGGACAGGUGUUUGCACAGAUGGAGGCUAAAGUGGUAUUGGCCAAGUUUCUGCAGAGGUUUGACUUCCAGCUGGUUCCACCACAGAGCUUUAAAGUUUUGGACACAGGAACACUGACACCUUCAGAUGGUGUCGUGUGCAGACUAAAAUUACGGCAACAGCUUCAUUGUAAAGAUUAAAUGAAAUACUGGUUGCCUGAAAUAUUGGCCUGAUUGCUUUCUUCCAAAAUGUGCAUGCAUAUAGUUUUAAACUGUUUUAAUAUUUUAAACUUCUAACAACCUGUUAAAUUGUCUCUUCGUUUUUCUUUUUUUUUCCUUAUUCUUCCUCUAAUUUUUUCUUUUUGAAUGUAUAUUAUUUUGGGUUUGAUUGAAAAUUAGAUUGUCAGUGUUGAAUGAAUGAAUGAAUAAAUUAUGAGCAAAUAAACUGCUUAAAUUGACUUUACUUGUAUGCCAUGCUAACACCUGGGAUA